AUGUCAUCCACUACUUUAUGUGAAAAUAAAUAUAAUGAUAAAGACUCGAACGAACAAGAAUUACACAAUAAAAAACGAAUAAUACUUUUCGCUUUCAAUAACACUGAAGCUUCACGUGCAAUUUAUCAAUGGGCUCUCGAGAAUUACUUUCAAAGUGAAACCGAUCAUAUAUAUUUGCUUUCUGUAAUAAAAACUCCGCAAAUCUUAUCCCAAACACGCACUGCCGAUUUAUGGAUAUUUGGAGCGGGAAUGCUUAGCGGGGUCGCAGUUGAAAUGUUUAAUUACAAGGAAUAUUUGCAUUGGCAACAAAAAAAAGAAGCUGAAGUUCGAUCGUAUUUAGAAGAGCUUAAAAACGAAUUAUCAUCGAGAAAUAUAACCAGUAGUAUGAUAAUUAUAGAGGGAAAUCCACACGAUGAAAUCUUAAAUGUGUGCGAUAAUGUUAACCCAGAUGUAGUAUUAAUGGGUACAAGUUUGAACAAGAAGAAUCUUUUUUCGCGUUCAUCGUCAAAAGUUUCUGUUUUACAAAAAAAAUUAACUUCAACUCCGAUUGUCACAUUGAGCAGAGAAAACAAACCUCAACAACUGAAUAGUGAUUCAUCAAAGAAAAAAAUUCGUAAAACCUUUGGAUUCAUCAAACACUCUUUAUGUCAACGAGCUAGUUACUCGAGUCUAUCGAAGGAAAAAAACACUUAUACGAAACUUGAAUAA
Molecule: messenger RNA, 708 nt
Organism: Ambispora gerdemannii
Lineage: Eukaryota; Fungi; Glomeromycota; Glomeromycetes; Archaeosporales; Ambisporaceae
Source: the annotation of a GenBank genome assembly